Messenger RNA from Sardina pilchardus (European sardine), 780 nucleotides. RefSeq names its product FKBP prolyl isomerase 7 (gene fkbp7). The transcript is spliced from 4 exons. Lineage: Eukaryota; Metazoa; Chordata; Actinopteri; Clupeiformes; Clupeidae. Gene Ontology annotation, molecular function: calcium ion binding; peptidyl-prolyl cis-trans isomerase activity. The record is from RefSeq and is a predicted model, not a curated record. Bases 28 to 684 code for a protein of 218 amino acids.
GCCACGCACACAACACAAGCGGACAUCAUGACUUCUUCUAGGUUAUUUAUUUACUUAUUUCUUGCCCUGCAUCUCCACGUUGCGCCUCCGUUCUCUGCGGUAGCAACGGAGAUAAAGGAUGAGGUUAAAGUGGAAGUUUUGUUUGUGCCGGAAAACUGCACACAGAAGACUGGGAAAGGGGAUUUGGUAAAUGCCCACUACGAUGGAUACCUUCAGGACGGAACAAAGUUUUACUGCAGUCGGUCAGUGAAGGAUGGGCACCCUCAGUGGUUUGUUCUGGGUGUUGGGCAAGUAUUAAAAGGCCUUGACAUGGGAUUGAUGGAGAUGUGUGCUGGAGAAAAACGAAAACUUACUGUGCCUCCCUCAUUAGCGUUUGGAUCGAAAGGGAAAGCCCCUGUUCCACCAAAUGCGACAGUAAUCUUUGAAGUGGAGCUUUACUCAGUGGCCCGAGGUCCACGUAGCUUGGAGGCCUUCAACGAGAUGGACAUAGACCAAGAUAAGAGUCUUACGGAAGAGGAGAUCAGACAAUACCUGAAGACACAGGAUUUGAAAAACACCGGCAAAACUAAAGAAGAGACCUUCUAUGAUGGAGUCGUUAAAGAUGUAUUACGCAGGAAUGAUGCUGACAGAGACGGAACUCUAUCUGUAAAAGAGUACAAUGUCUUUGGACAUGAUGAACUUUAGCCUUCAACCAAAGUGUUUUUAAUUGUGUUUUUUAUGUCGUUACAAACCUCACAAUUGCACAGAUUUCCUACAGAAAUACCACUAAUGUGACAGUAA